ACAACCGACUGCGGAUUACCAACGCAAAUUGGAUAUUCACAGAGAUACACGGCGAUAGAUACACAGACACACGAAGCUGAAAAUGCAAUCAAAGACACACACCACAGCCGAUCGACAUGGCUAUAGCCUGCGCUUCUCGCCUUUCGAGGCCAACUAUUUGCUGCUAGCUACAAGCCAAUUGUACGGUCUGGCCGGUGGAGGUUCCCUUUUUCUGCUCAGCCAAAAUGCCACUGCGGACGGGCAGAGCCCCAACCUGAGUGAACUGUGCCGUCUGGAGUGGUCGGAUGGUCUGUUCGACGUGGCCUGGUGUCCCUAUGCCGCCGAUGUGGCAGCCACCGCCUCGGGCGACGGCUCGCUGCAGAUUUGGUCCGGGCUGGAUGCCGAGGCGGCGGCGGGACAGGAGACGCCCAAGCAGCCGCUGAUCUGUCUGCAGGAGCACAAGAACGAGAUCUACAGCCUGGACUGGGGCGAGCAGUGGAACUACCACACGCUCCUCUCCGCCAGCUGGGACCGCACUCUGAAGCUGUGGGACUGCAACAGACAGCACUCCAUCACGACCUUUGUGGGGCACAGUGACUUGAUCUACUGCGCAAAGUUUUCGCCACUGAUCGCCAAUCUCUUUGCAAGCGUGAGUACCGACGGCCAGUUGAACUUAUGGAAUUCUCUCGAUUUUGCAGGUAAACCCCUGAUGAGCAUCGAAGCGCAUGCCAGCGAAGCCCUCGCCUGCGACUGGAGCCACUUCGAUCGGAACAUCCUGGUGACCGGUGGAUCAGACGGCCUCAUCCGAGGCUGGGAUCUGCGCAAGAUGCGGACCCACGUCUUUGAGCUGUACUCCGGAGAGUUUGCCGUCCGCCGCUUGGCCUGCUCCCCGCACUCCUCUGCGGUUUUGGCAUCGGCUAAUUAUGAUUUUACCACGCGAAUUUGGAACCUGGAACGUGGCGAAUCCCCUCAGGAGAUCAACGAACAGCAUACGGAAUUCGUUUGCGGCCUUGACUGGAAUCCGCAUCGGGCCCACCAGUUGGCGGACUGUGGCUGGGACUCUCUGGCCAAUGUUUACACCCCCAAAUGCCUCAUCCAGGAUGGAGCUGCCUAGGCGAACGAUCCUCCAGAGAGGAACUGGACGAAUGAUCGAUACGAUAUGUGAUAAUAGCCAGGCCUACAAGAAAGGUGCACCACCGCAAGACGAUAGAUAGCCCAGCUAUGAACAGCCUCUAAGGAACCAAAGACAGGAGAAGAAGACAGACUCGAUCCCCGAAGGAUUCGAGGAUCAAGUGGAUCAAAAUGAUGUGUAAAUAGUUGUGUGAUAAACCGAAUGCAGGUGCUGCUG
Molecule: messenger RNA, 1327 nt
Organism: Drosophila obscura
Lineage: Eukaryota; Metazoa; Arthropoda; Insecta; Diptera; Drosophilidae
Gene: Pex7
Product: peroxisomal targeting signal 2 receptor
Exons: 4
Coding region: 83-1093 (336 amino acids)
Biological process (GO): protein import into peroxisome matrix
Cellular component (GO): cytosol; peroxisomal matrix
Molecular function (GO): protein binding
Source: RefSeq, a predicted model, not a curated record